Opisthorchis viverrini is the source of this 519-nucleotide messenger RNA. RefSeq lists its product as hypothetical. Lineage: Eukaryota; Metazoa; Platyhelminthes; Trematoda; Opisthorchiida; Opisthorchiidae. The record is from RefSeq and is a predicted model, not a curated record. The transcript is spliced from 4 exons. The coding region runs from base 1 to 519 and encodes 172 amino acids.
AUGUAUGAGCUGGCAACGAAAUACGAAGGACUAACCAGUAAACCAAGAUUACAACAACGAUUGCGAUUCGUUCAAUGGAACCGUGAAGGCUGGAAAGUUGGUCACUGUCUUGUCCCUCCGGUUGGAUUGCCCUGUAGCUUGCUGACGCUCUCCAACAAUACAUCGAUUCGCGAAAGAUUCCUGGAAAUUCUGGAGCGCUUUUACAAACUAUACAAACGUAAACCUCCAAAGACAUUCCAGGCGAAACUGGUCGGCGAUUUCAGCAAAAAAACCCUGUGCAUUGAUCGUAACUCGCACAUAUUUGAAGAUGUGGACAAUACGACUGCACGAUGGAUGGACCUGACCAAUCAGAGGACCGUGAGCACUGAGGUGCAUAUUAUUCGUCCAGUGCAGCCGUGCCGCGUGCGUCCGUGCCUGAACGCACAAACACGCGACCCUAUGCCACCAUCGUCACAACUGGGUGCGAAGAAAACCGAUAAGAUGAUGGCACAGUCAACAAACUUUCCAGGAUUCCUGUGA